Molecule: messenger RNA, 3780 nt
Organism: Psylliodes chrysocephalus
Lineage: Eukaryota; Metazoa; Arthropoda; Insecta; Coleoptera; Chrysomelidae
Source: the annotation of a GenBank genome assembly
AUGUUUUUGAAAAGAUUUUCAAAAGAACAAGCUAUUGAUACAAUAGCCCAGUACACUGAAACUAAAUUUUCAAAAAUAUCUUUUGGUACUUCUGAAAUACAAAGUUUAACUAAAAUUUGCCAAGAUAUUAAAAUAGAAAUAAAUAACAUACCAAAAAAUACAGAUUUCAAAAACUUAAAAAUUAGCGAUUACAAAAAGAAUAUUCCACAAAAUUUGUAUUUUCUUAUUAAUCUUCUUGUGUGCAACGAUUCUAGCGGUGAUACGAAAGAAACUAAUGUGCUUAACAUUUGUCAAGACAUUAUUUUUGCAAAUUCUGAUGGAAAAAAAUAUACACCCAAACAUAUUGGUCUAGGAUUAUUAGUUCACCAGGAAACAAGGUCAAAAAAACUUGUUGAAACACUACAUACUUGCGGUCAUUCUAUCUCGUACACUGAUACGUUAAGGGUACGUAACAGCAUUGCUCAGGAAGAGAUAAACCUCUAUUUGCAAAAUGACAGAGUAACAAUUCCCAGACAACUAGUUCCUAAUAGAUUUGUCCAAUUCGCUGCCGAUAAUAUUGACAUCCUUGAAGAAACUUUAGACAAGGCACCCACAUUUCAUGGGACUCAAAUGGCUGCAUUUCAAAGAGGCCCAAUUCUGAAGGUAAUACCUGGAAAUUUCGAAUUUUUGCCAUAUCAUGUAAAACCAAAUAUUCCUCAGUACUUUCAUUCACUUGAAAAGUCUUGGUUUGAUAAAAGUAAAAAGAAGGUACAAAGUGAAGACAAUCCGUCUAUUAUUAUGGAAAACGAAAAUCUUAGCUACAAACAAAAAUACCAAACCAUUGCUUGGUGUAUUUCUAGAAUGAAUGACGCUGAGAACGAAGAAAUGGUUAUUCCUCAGUGGUCAGGAUUUCAUAAAUUAAUUUUUAAAAAUAAUUCCAAUGUAACGACUUAUGGAUAUCUACCUUUAUUGCCACACGUUUCCUCAGAAUAUGAUACAGUUUGGACAGUUAUUAUAAGAUGUCGUCAAAUUGCAGAAAAGCUAAAUAAUACGCAUACAGUUAUAACAUUUGAUCAAGCAAUUUAUUAUAAAGCGAAAGAGUUACAAUGGCAUAAUCCAGAGGACACAAAAGACGUGAUAAUCCGUCUAGGAGGAUUUCAUAUUACAAUGAAUUUCAUAAAAGCCAUUGGACAGUUUAUGUCACAUUCAGGUCUAGCUGAUGUCUGGAUUGAAAGUGGACUAUACGGCCAGUCUACUGUAGAUGGAAUUUUAUCUGGAAAAAAGUAUAACAAAGCAAUUCGAGCACAUAAAUUAACCUACGAAAGUCUUAUGAGAAUACUUAUCCCUCUUUUUACCACAUGGCUUAUUGAGUGCAAGAGUCCGUCUAUACAUUCAUUAAAUCUAAUUCAUCUUUGCACAGCAGAAAUUCGUGACCAUUUGAAGACUAAAAGAGAUGCGUUGCCAAGCUUUUUAAAAAUAUCUAGUUUAACUGAUGAAUUAUUUACAGACUUUCAGAAGUUUAUGGAGACACAAACAGCUACCACUAAAUACUGGUAUACGUACUUAAAUUUGGUAGAAAUUUUGCUAGAAUUCCAGUUUGCUGAAAGAAGUGGUAAUUGGGAACUACAUUUAAAUGCUUUCAAGAAAAUGCUUCCGUUCUUCUUUGCCUUGGAUCACAUCAACUAUUCUAGAUGGGGAACAGUAUAUUUGUUAGAUAUGUAUAAACUUCGCAACACAGCACCAAAAGUUUAUGAAGAGUUCAUGGAUGGAAAUUUUGUUGUAAAACGACUAAGUGGAAAUUUUAAUCAACUUUCUGUAGAUCAAGCACUGGAACAUAUCAAUAAAAAUUCCAAAGAUGCAGGAGGCAUAGUCGGAUUAACUAAAAAUAGUAGUAAAUUGGAUGAAUGGUUUUUAAGUUACAAUGUUGUGGGAAUGAUGAUAGAUGAAUUUCGAUAUUCCUUAAACAGUUUUAUUAAUGUAUCUAGCCAAAACGUGGAAUGUGGCAAUAAACGAAUGAAAGUUGACGAACAAUCUGUUCAGAAGUUAUUAAGUGAAUUUUUAAGAUUUAAUGUGUUUUCCAAAAGCGAUGAUCGCCUUUUAGUUAUCUCAACUAAUGAAGUUGCAUCUGAUACUGUCCAAACUUCUUUAUUAAAUGUGAAUAAAAUUGGCGAACAAGCUUUAAGAAAAUUUUUAGAAGUAGUUGGUACUCCUGACUUUUAUAAACCAAUAAAAAAAAAUAUUCUUCAAACACUACAGCGCACUGGCGUUAAAAUAGCUGCCGUUGAUAAGAAAAAAACUUUCCAAAAAGGUCAAGAAUUUUUGCAGAAAAUAUUGGCAGCAAAAGAAAUGGGAAGAAAUAUUGAGUAUGAAGAUAUUUUUAAACAUGAAUUGACGACAUAUCCAAUGUCACUGGCACCUACAGGAAUAUUAGCUACCCCUUCAAACAAGUCUAACUUGGGAAACAUUAUAGAAAAAUUUACUAGAAGUUGCAAAGAUUUACCAUCGGGAAAUUGUGGUAAAACCUGCCACGUAUUCGAUGGAAUGGCAUUAAUACAGGGACUUGGCAAACCUACUAACGCCAAAUCGUUUGGAGAAUAUGCAAACAUCUUAAAGGCCAUUGUAUUUAAGAAUAAAUACAAUGCCGAAAGAAUUGAUUUUGUCCUGGACCAUUACGAAGAUUUGUCGAUAAAGAAUUGCACAAGAGAGAAGAGGGGACAUAAAAAUGACGCCAUAGAGAGAGCCAUUGAAAGCUCAGACACAUUAUUACCUCAACAGUGGCAUUUAUUUAUCCAUUCUAUUGCUAAUAAAAUGCAACUUGCCAACUUCGUAGGUAAUCAGUUGUAUGAAUAUUCUCUUAAUUUCGGAGUUAAAUUUGUCACCAGCGGAGGAUUUCUUGAUGUUCUGCAGUAUAAAGCAAACUAUGAUUUAGAAACUGACUUGUUAAUUGCGAGACACGAAGAGGCAGACACAAGAAUUAUGUUACAUAUAUUGUCUGCUAAAAUGGAAGGAUAUACAAGAUGUAUAUUGGAUUGUAAGGACACAGAUGUUUUAUUACUAUUGGCCCAUUUCAAAGAUAUACUGACGCCGGAAAUUUGGAUAAAGGUUGGAACCAAAGAAACCAAAAGAUUUAUAGCAAUCCAUGAAUUGAAAAUGGAUAAUUCAAUGACAAAAUGUCUACCAGCGUUUCAUGCACUGACAGGUUGUGAUACAACCAGUCAAUUUGUAGGAAUGGGCAAAAAAAGAUGCUGGAAAGUAUUUUUAUCACACCACAAUUUACUUAGUAAUGUUGGCAUAAGUGAUAAUUUAGAAGAAGAAGAUUUUAAUAAAAUAGUUAAGUUUGUAAUGCGAUUUUAUUCAAAUAACGAAAAUAUCCAUUGUAUAAACAACCUUAGAGGGAUUUUAGCGUCCUCAAAGCCGAUCAGCAAAUUACCUCCAACUUUAGAUACUUUAAAACAGCAUUGUCUUCGUGUGCACUACCAGACUAAAAUAUGGCUGGACAGUACGAUACCCAGACCAUCUUUACCAGAAGUAUCAGAGUGUGGCUGGAAAAUUGAUAAUGGAAAACUGGUACCAAUUUUAAGUAGAGAAUCAAUACUACCUGAGGACACUUCUGCUUUAAAUACUUGCAAUUGUAAAAAAGAUUGCAACGGGCCACAAUGUUCCUGCAAGAAAAAACAAAUUUGUUGCAUUGGGUCCUGCAAUUGUAUGGCUCAAAUUACAUGUGCAAAUAAAGACCUAAAAAACACAAAAGCUUCCCAGAAUAUAUUAUCUGAGAGUGAAGAAAAUUCCGAGUCUGACUAA